Messenger RNA from Suricata suricatta (meerkat), 831 nucleotides. RefSeq names its product proteasome subunit beta 6 (gene PSMB6). The record is from RefSeq and is a predicted model, not a curated record. The transcript has 6 exons. The coding region runs from base 37 to 756 and encodes 239 amino acids. Gene Ontology annotation, molecular function: threonine-type endopeptidase activity. Lineage: Eukaryota; Metazoa; Chordata; Mammalia; Carnivora; Herpestidae. Gene Ontology annotation, cellular component: proteasome core complex.
ACGACAAUUGCUUUGUGGCAGUGGCGGGGGAGGAAGAUGGCGGCCGCCUUGGUAUCCGCUGGAGGAGCGGGGUCAGUCCCAGCCUGGGGGCCCGAGGCUAUGGCCCCCGACUGGGAAAGCCGGGAAGUCUCCACAGGGACCACUAUCAUGGCCGUGCAGUUUGAAGGGGGCGUGGUUCUCGGAGCCGACUCCAGAACGACCACUGGGUCCUACAUCGCCAAUCGAGUGACCGACAAGCUGACCCCUAUUCAUGACCGUAUCUUCUGCUGCCGCUCAGGCUCAGCAGCCGAUACCCAGGCAGUAGCCGAUGCAGUCACUUACCAGCUUGGUUUCCACAGCAUUGAGCUCAAUGAGCCUCCGCUGGUGCACACAGCAGCCAGCCUCUUUAAGGAGAUGUGUUACCGGUACCGGGAAGACCUGAUGGCAGGAAUCAUCAUCGCCGGCUGGGACCCCCAAGAGGGAGGGCAGGUAUACUCGGUGCCUAUGGGGGGCAUGAUGGUGAGGCAGUCCUUCGCCAUCGGGGGCUCCGGGAGCUCCUACAUCUAUGGCUACGUUGACGCCACGUACCGGGAAGGCAUGACCAAGGAAGAGUGUCUGCAGUUCACUGCCAACGCCUUGGCUUUGGCCAUGGAACGGGACGGUUCCAGCGGAGGGGUGAUCCGCCUGGCGGCCAUCGAGGAGGCUGGGGUAGAGCGGCAGGUGCUCUUGGGAGACCAGAUUCCCAAGUUCACCAUCGCCACGUUACCGCCUCCGUGAUUCCUAGAAUCCUGGGGCACAGUAAGAGACGCCCCAUAGCGACGGAAGAUUCAAUAAACACCUGGUCAAAAAGAA